Neodiprion virginianus is the source of this 3604-nucleotide messenger RNA. Its product is annotated as myo-inositol transporter 2-like. Gene Ontology annotation, molecular function: transmembrane transporter activity. Bases 61 to 3039 code for a protein of 992 amino acids. The transcript is spliced from 7 exons. NCBI's taxonomy places the organism in Eukaryota, Metazoa, Arthropoda, Insecta, Hymenoptera, Diprionidae. Gene Ontology annotation, cellular component: membrane. Gene Ontology annotation, biological process: transmembrane transport. The record is from RefSeq and is a predicted model, not a curated record.
AUUCUGUGUGAUUUAACUUCCAUCGUUCAGCAACAACGUUUGUGCUAAAUUAUCAGUUAAAUGUUGAUAAGUACCAAAACCGGUAGCUGGUUCACAGGUACCUUAUGGAUGCAAUGGAUCGCAGGAAUAUCAACAUUUUUAAUGUUGAUGACGAUUGGCCUGAAAAUCGGAUGGACCUCGCCAUACACGGCGCAGCUAAUGUCAGCAGACUCGCCACUACCAUUGACCACCGACGAGGUAUCAUGGGUUGCAUCCCUAAUGAAUGUAGGCCGACUUUUAGGGGCGAUCUUCGGCUGCAUUGGGGUCGAAUGGAUCGGUAGAAAGCGAACGUUGACAAUCGUUGGUUUUCCAAUGAUACUAGCCUGGAUUUGUAUCAUCGUCGCCGACUCAGUAGCGUGGCUCUACGCAUCGAGGCUUUUAGCCGGACUGAGCUUGGGAAUAUCAUUCAGCAGCUUUCCCAUUUUUCUGGGAGAAAUUUCGAGUCCAAAAAUUCGAGGCACGCUGGUGACUCUCUCCGUUUCUGGAAUGGCCGUGGGAACACUAACCGGUAACAUAAUGGGUGCCAACCUCUCGAUGACGAUCUUUUCCUACAUAAGCCUGGUGCCAAAUGUAUGCUUCGUCCUGCUCUUCCUCUGGUUGUCUGAAUCUCCUCACUUCCUCGUACGCGACGGGAAAACAGAGGAUGCGAUGAAAUCUAUAAUCCGGUACAACCCGAACAUAGAUCCUGAGAUCGAGUACAAAUCAAUAAGGAACUACAUCGAAAGCUCAGGUUCUCCGACAAUCAAAGAACGGCUACGAGAGUUCAACAUACCGGAGAAUAAACGAGCCAUGAUCAUCACAAUCGUAUUGUACUUCUUCAUGCAGUUCAGCGGGAUGAAUUCUAUAAUUUAUUACCUGGAAACAGUUCUCACUUCUGCCGGGGUGAGCGUCAUCCAGCCCUCUACGUUGGUGAUCAUAAACAGCGGAGCAGCAGUUUUGACUGGGUGGGUUGCGGUGUACAUAGCUGAUAAAUUCAGGCGCAAGGUACUUAUGAUAUUCUCAAGCGUUGGAGUUUCCGUGACCAUGCUGGGGUUGGGGGUACACUUUGCUCUAUUGGAUAACGGGUUUGAUCCUAACUCAUUGCAAUGGCUGCCAAUCACGACUACGAUACUUUUUAUGAUUAGUUUCUGCGUUGGAAUGAUUGGCGUACCCAGUAUGAUUCUAAGCGAGCUUUUCGCCCCUAACAUAAAAAGUGUGGCGGCCGGUAUGAUUGGCAUUUUGAGUGGGCUUUUCGCCUUCGGGGCGACUAAGUCAUACCAACCUUUGAUAGACACCGUAGGAGAGGCUUGGGUUUACUGGUUGCACGCGUUGCUCAUGAUAUUCUGCACAAUCUUUUCUGCAGUUUGGAUACCGGAAACGAAAGGCAAAUCACUACAGGAAAUUCAAAAUUUAUUGAUGAAAAACCGAGGUCUUCUCGGUUCCCUCUUUGCUCAGCCUUGGAAGACUGGAGGAAUUGUGGGUUCUUUCAAUGCAGUUGAAGAGGCCGUGAUGUUCCAGACAGCGGGGCCAAGGAACCACGACGUUCUAGGCUUAACUUCCAAUCCGAGUGAACCACGAUCAGUCGGUCCGGAUCACCCCGAGGAAGGCGGAGUGAGCCUCCGGUCGCUCUCCCAAGUUGUAAUCAAUAUGAUAUCAAGAUUCGCGUCCAAGCAUAGCCAGUGGUUGCAAUGGGUCAGCGCUUUAGCAGCUCAACAGAUGCUCUUUGUCGGCGGAUUGAUGCUGGGCUGGUCAUCACCGUACCUGGCUCAAUUGACAGCCGCGGAUUCGCCGCUCCCCAUAACAACAGACGAAGCGUCUUGGGUAGCAUCGCUUAUCAGCAUGGGUCGGUUAUUAGGAGCCAUUCUUGGGGCAGUCAGCGUUCAAUUUCUCGGAAGUAAAAGAACGCUGAUCAUCAUCGGUUUCCCAUUCAUCCUCAGCUGGAUUUGCCUGAUCGUCGCGAACUCCGUGGUUUGGCUAUACGUAGCGAGGUUCUCCUCCGGAGUGAGUAUUGGCAUGGCUUUUAGCAGCUUUCCUCUUUUCAUCGGAGAAAUUUCAAGCCCUGCGAUUCGAGGAGCGUUGGUGACCCUUUCGACGACUGGACUGCCGGUCGGAACGCUCGCUGGGAAUAUAAUCGGUGCCUACAUCUCAAUGGCCAUCUUCUCCUACAUCAGUCUGGUGCCUACCAUCGCUUUCAUCAUCCUCUUUCUCUGGUUACCUGAGUCUCCUCAUCAACUCGUUCGCAGGGGCAACCUGGAGGCUGCAGGGAAAUCGAUAAUCAGAUACAACCCAAAGGCAGACGUCAAGUCCGAAGUAGCCGCGCUGAACGAUUUUAUAACGAGCACAAUCGCUCUGACAUUUAUGGAUCGACUGCGAGAAUUUAAUAUACCGCGGAAUCGGAAAGCUGGUACCAUCGUAGUGCUCUUGUACACGUUCAUGCAAUUUAGCGGAUUGAACAGUGUGACGUUUUACAUGGAGAUCAUCUUGACUGAUGCCAAACUGACCGUCAUUGAUCCUGCUAUGAUGGUCAUAAUUCUUGGAGCACUCGGAAUCGUUGCCGGAUGGCUCGCGAUGUACAUGGCCGAUAGGUUAGGUCGAAAGAUUUUAAUGGCCGGCUCGAGUCUUGGAGUAGCUUUGGCCAUGGUCGCCCUUGGCGUGCAUUUUAUUCUUCUCGAGCAAAGCUUUGACCCCGUGCCAUUGCAAUGGCUGCCAAUACUAUCCCUGGUAAGUUACCAGGUAUUUGUUUAUCUCGGAGUGACACCAGUGCCCAGUAUGAUUCUCAGCGAGAUAUUCGCGCCCAACAUAAAAAGCUUGGCAGCUUGCUUAGCAAGCAUUUCUGCGGGCUUAACAGGAUUCAUUUCCUCCAAGACUUAUCAGCCGCUAGUGGAUGUUUUCGGCGAAGCAUACGUCUUUUGGAUUCAGGCAGCGAUAAUGGUUAUUGCGAUGAUAUUCACGCUGGUUGUCGUUCCCGAAACAAAGGGAAAAUCGUUACAAGAGAUUCAGCAAUUACUGAUGAACAAGUAAAAUCUCACAGAAAAACAUAUUUGUCGUGUACGUUGUCCAGAGUUGUAUGUUCAACACAGUUCUGAAUCGUUCUAAACCAAUGACCGUCGUCCUCAGCACUUCGCUACGAUAAGAAUCAGAAUUUUUUUUUUUCUGAGCUAGAUAAAUCGUUAAUCGUCAAUUAGAAGUGAGAACGAAUGAUGAGUUGCUUACCAGGCAAGUAAACAGAAGCUAUAAUUUUUCACCUAGUUUCAUACCUAUCAAUCUUACAGUUUUUUUCAACAACACGAUUACGCACAAAAACUGACGCGCAUUUUGCAAUAUCUAGCAAAUCUUAGUACUGUAAAUAUGCUCGAAGGAACGAGCUAACAAGUUGGUCCAGCGUCAUCGUAAAUCACAAAGAUUGACUAAAAUUAGGAGCUAGCAUAAAACACAUAGGUGGUAAAAUGUCUACAUUAUACUCAUAGUAGGCGACGUAAUUUCUAAAACUUCUUUAACUUAAUUAUUUGAACAUCAUUUCUUAGAUAAUUUUUAUAAUAAUUUUUUAAAUUUGUAUGCAUAUUAUAAGAUACAUGCACAAAAUAAA